AAUACAUAUCAUCAUCACGAAAGCCCUAACUCUGAGAUUAAGCACACGUAUCAGCUUACUGCGGCCGUCAGGAGAAAAAAAACAGUGACGCAAAACAGCCAUGGGCAAAGUUCACGGAUCCUUGGCUCGUGCCGGUAAGGUGAGAGGACAGACACCGAAGGUAGCGAAGCAAGAUAAGAAGAAGAAACCUAGAGGACGUGCUCACAAGCGUCUCCAGCACAAUCGCCGUUUCGUUACCGCCGUUGUUGGUUUUGGUAAGAAGAGAGGACCCAACUCUUCUGAAAAGUAGACGAAGAAGAAGAUAUGAUAACAUAUGCUUGAGGAAGUUUUUCAUAAUGGCUAUUUUGUGCAUUUCUCUUCUUAUGUUUUAGUCAUGUUUUUUUGGAACUAAACUUAUAUAUCCUUUUGAUUCUAUGCUAUGAAUUAAGACUUUACUCCUGAA
Messenger RNA from Raphanus sativus (radish), 442 nucleotides. RefSeq names its product 40S ribosomal protein S30. The transcript is spliced from 3 exons. Gene Ontology annotation, molecular function: structural constituent of ribosome. The coding region runs from base 101 to 289 and encodes 62 amino acids. NCBI's taxonomy places the organism in Eukaryota, Viridiplantae, Streptophyta, Magnoliopsida, Brassicales, Brassicaceae. Gene Ontology annotation, biological process: translation. Gene Ontology annotation, cellular component: cytosolic small ribosomal subunit; ribosome. The record is from RefSeq and is a predicted model, not a curated record.